Molecule: messenger RNA, 2741 nt
Organism: Oncorhynchus tshawytscha (Chinook salmon)
Lineage: Eukaryota; Metazoa; Chordata; Actinopteri; Salmoniformes; Salmonidae
Gene: cpeb2
Product: cytoplasmic polyadenylation element binding protein 2
Exons: 11
Coding region: 396-2234 (612 amino acids)
Biological process (GO): negative regulation of cytoplasmic translation
Cellular component (GO): cytoplasm; neuron projection; synapse
Molecular function (GO): mRNA regulatory element binding translation repressor activity; ribosome binding; mRNA 3'-UTR binding
Source: RefSeq, a predicted model, not a curated record
ACAACACAGUCAAUAAAGCCGGGAUACAGCAACCAAAUGAAACCAACAACCAGCUGGGAGCCCUCACUUCCAACUACAACCACCUGAACCAGAAUCCAGAUUUUGGUCAAGAUCAUUUUUGCCCUACACAGUCUAUAUUUGACCUUCAGCACGACUGGAAAAUACAUCAGCUAGCUGAGUUUGGAUGCACUGAGUCGCCCCUACCCCAAGGAAAAUUCAGUCACCUGCCGCUGAGGCAGCCUUUCACCGCUCAAGUCUCCACCAAACCCGCGUGCAGCACAGACUCCAGCCCCGGACGAAUCAGCGGCUCGCCAGUGGGGGAGGUUGAAGCCGAUGUGGAGACUGUCGCGUCGCCAUCGCCCACUUCCGUAAAUCCAAACAAGGUUCAGAUACAAAUGGACUCCCUCAUCACCCACCAUAUAAAUAACGGCAAUGGCAGUGGCACCGGCAAUAUGUUGGCCGGAAGUCUCGGGGGCGGUUUUCCAAACCUCCAGAACCAAGAGAUGCAGAACCCGAGUGGUGGCUCAGCUUCACCUCCACUCCAUGGAUUCGGAACCCCGUGGUCGGUUCAGACCAGCUCCCCACCACCCGUCUCCAACUCGGCCAACCCUAUCCACCACGCAAACGCGAUUAAUCAGAUGGCUCAUACCGAGCCAGACAACAGCUUUUAUCCCGGUAUCCCCUCCUCCAUCAACCCAGCCUUCUUCCAGAGUUUUUCUCCGGUGUCGGCUAAUCCGUGCCCCGGCAUUAACGUGCAGGGCUUCACCAGUCCGUUCUCGCACCAGAUCAACGCCCCUCAGCAGACGCAGCAGAGCCGCCGGUCCCCAGUCAGCCCCCAGAUGUACCCCCAGCACCAUCAUCAGCACCAGCAAGGCGUCUUCCUGCAGCAGAGGAACAACUACAACCACCACCACCAGCCCAUGGUGAAGCAAUCUCCCUGGGGGGGCAGUCACCAGGGGAGUGGUUGGAGCUCUGGUGGUAUGUCCUGGGGUCGGGACCACCGUCGUGGUGGAGGCAUGGGCAUCCCGGGCUCUGUCAGCCAGGUCUCCCCCAUGAAAAAACCCUUCUCCAGUAACGUCAUCGCACCGCCCAAGUUCCCCCGUUCCGCCGGCCCCAUGGGCCCCAAGGCCUGGAUUGAGGAGAACAUGUUCCGAACAGACAGUAACAGUAACACGCUUAUGCCUCUCCAGGAUCGAUCUAGAAUGUACGACAGUCUAAACAUGCACUCACUGGAAAGCUCUCUGAUUGACAUCAUGCGGGCGGAGCAGGAUCCAAUGAAGGGCCGUGUGGGAUGCUCUCACCCUGGAGCCGACGGCCUGCUCAUGCUCAAUGGCCGCUCGUCCCUGUUCCCAAUUGAAGACAGCCUCCUUGAUGACGGGCACGGUAACCAGGGAGUCCCAGGGCUUGACACCAACUGUUACCCCCACCCAAACGGGGAGCGCAUUGAGCGUUUCUCCCGCAAAGUGUUUGUGGGCGGCCUUCCCCCUGACAUAGAUGAAGAUGAGAUCACCAACAGUUUCCGUCGCUUUGGCCACCUGGUGGUGGACUGGCCACACAAGGCUGAGAGCAAAUCCUACUUCCCCCCGAAAGGUUACGCCUUCCUGCUGUUCCAGGAGGAGAGCUCAGUGCAGGCUCUGAUCGAGGCCUGCAUGGAGGAGGAUGGCAAGCUCUACCUCUGUGUCUCCAGCCCCACCAUCAAAGACAAGCCUGUCCAGAUUCGUCCAUGGAACCUGAGUGACAGUGACUUUGUGAUGGACGGCUCUCAGGCUCUGGAUCCUCGAAAGACCAUCUUCGUAGGAGGCGUUCCACGCCCUCUCAGAGCAGUGGAGUUGGCCAUGAUUAUGGACCGUCUCUAUGGGGGGGUCUGCUACGCUGGCAUCGACACCGAUCCAGAGCUCAAGUACCCAAAAGGGGCGGGGCGCGUGGCCUUCUCCAAUCAGCAGAGUUACAUUGCUGCUAUCAGCGCCAGAUUCGUCCAGCUGCAACAUGGAGACAUUGACAAGCGGGUGGAGGUGAAGCCCUAUGUUCUGGAUGACCAGCUUUGUGAUGAGUGCCAGGGGGCGCGUUGUGGGGGGAAGUUUGCCCCUUUCUUCUGCGCCAACGUGACCUGCCUGCAGUACUACUGUGAGUUCUGCUGGGCUAACAUCCACUCCCGCGCCGGCCGAGAGUUCCACAAGCCGCUGGUCAAAGAGGGGGCUGACCGCCCAAGGCAAAUUCACUUCCGCUGGAACUGAAGAGAAACUCGAUCACAUGUCACUAUGGAGACAUGGUCAGAAGCAACAGUCAAGGAAGAGAGACAUCGCCAGGCAGGAAAAAGUGUCAUCGCCCUGCUUCUUACCGGAAUGUGUUUCUGCCCGUCUCUCUGUAAAUUAACAGGGUGCUGAGCUAUGAUGACUGGCUCUACAAAAUGGUAGCCAAAAAAUGAUGAGCAACAGCUUCAAAGCAAAUGAGGGAUCCUUUAGCCACCAGCCACCCUACUUGUACUCGAGAGUUCUUGUAUGGCGUUCGUGGUGUGGUUGGUGUUCUGCUCAGAACAGAACAGAGCUCGCUUUUACAUUGUCACCAUUGCCCUGUAACACUUGACUCCUUGUGCUGUUUGUUGAGUAAUUUGAGUAAUAUGUUGAACACUGUUACUUUGUACAGUGCCUUCGGAAAGUAUUCAGACCCCUUGACUUUUUUCACGUUUUAUUAUGUUACAGCAUUAUUCUAAAAUUUAUUAAAUUAAUACAAAUUCUCAGCAA